AUAAAAUUCAUAUCUAGUCUUGGUAAAUUGUGAGGUCAUGGUCUGCUUCUUCCAUGUUUUACUGUUGACAAGAUCCAGAAGUUCUGCAAAAUCAAAUUCUAAUUUUCUUUCUUCUUCCACUACCUUAAUGAACCUCGUCUGUCUGAUUGAACUUGUAGGGUGACUCUUCUUUUACACUCAGCCCAAGUUUGUAAGUGCUGAAUAUGUCUCCAAGAAACAUGGAUGAUUUACCAGACAAUCUUCUUUGCCAAAUCUUAUCCAACUUGUCUACAAAAGAAGCUGCUGUGACAUCACUUCUCUCAAAAAGAUGGCGACAUCUGUUUGCCCUUGUACCAAAUCUUGAUUUCGAGAGCUUUUCCUCUCAGCAUACGGAUCAUACGAGUUUUAUAGAUUUUGUGGAUAGAGUGUUGAAGUUACGAGGGGAAGAUCAUGUUAACAAGUUCUCUCUAAAAUGUGGAGAUGGUUUUGAGGAUGAAGACGUGUAUCCUUGGAUAUCAAACGUGCUGAGACAUGGUGUAUCAGAUCUUGAUCUACACGUCUCUUCCUCAUUGGUUUAUUGGUUGCCUUCAAAGGUUUUUGUGAGUAAGACACUGGUUAGGCUGAAGAUGGGACCUGAAGAUGGUCCCAAAGUUAAACUGAGAAAUGUUUGUCUUCCAAAGCUCAAGACACUGAUUCUAGACUCAGUUGUGUUUGUAGAGGGUGAGAUAGGGUUUGCAAAGCUUCUGUCUGGUUGUCCUGUGCUUGAGGAACUAAGUUUGCGUAAUCUGGAGUGGGGUUAUUGGGGUUCAUGCUCUGUAGCUUCCAAAAUCCUCAAGAGACUAACGCUAUGUUGCGCACACUGUGAUGACAAUCCAAAGAGUGUAUCAUUUGAUACUCCAAAUGUUGUCUACUUCAAAUAUUCUGAUAAUAUUGCGCAGAAGUAUCCAAAACUGAACUUUGAUUCGCUGGUUGAAGCCAGUAUCGAUAUUCGGAUGACAAAUGAUCAGAAAGCAAAUGUCAGAUUUGUAUCUAAUGAUGAUGAGGAGGAAAGAGAGAUGGUUGGUAACGCUACAGAGCUUCUUAUGGGAAUAUGCAAUGUGAAGACCCUUUACUUAUCUUAUGACACUCUUGAGACACUUAACUUUUGCUGUGAAGCAAUACCAGCGUUUAGCAACUUGACUCAUCUAACAAUUGAGAGUAACCAAGAAGUGGGAUGGGAAUCAUUGCCAGAACUUCUCAAGAACUGUCCAAAUCUUGAAACUCUUGUCUUCCAAGGACUCACUCACAAAGCUACAAGUAGUCCUUCCCUAACACAUUGUCCGGUGAAGUUUCUUAAGAUAUUGAAAUUUGGAGAAGCCUGCGAUGAUGACGAUGUGGACAUGGUGAUGGAGAUAGUAAUGAUCAACCAUUUCCUACAGAAGAUGUUGAAUCUCGAACAGCUCAUAGUAUACUACAAUACAUCAAUCGAAGAUGAUCUGGUUGAAGUAUCAAGCCAACUUCAGAUGCUUCCUGUAGUAGCUUCAUCAAAGUGCAAGAUCCAAAUGUUGUCUUUCAAUGGAGAAGAAGCUUGACAUGAGACCUAACUAUCUAGAGGAGACUGUUAUUUAAGUGAAGUGGAGUAGAAACUAGACUGCAGUCUGUUGCGUUUCAAAAAUUUCUACUUGUGAGAUGCUGCAUUUUGUUGAUAAGAGUAUAUUAUGUUCACAUAUUCACACAAUAACAAUGCAGUGUUUCAGAAAGUUUAUUAUUA
Brassica rapa (field mustard) is the source of this 1729-nucleotide messenger RNA. Its product is annotated as F-box/LRR-repeat protein At3g59210. Lineage: Eukaryota; Viridiplantae; Streptophyta; Magnoliopsida; Brassicales; Brassicaceae. The record is from RefSeq and is a predicted model, not a curated record. Gene Ontology annotation, molecular function: protein binding.